Molecule: messenger RNA, 1751 nt
Organism: Nicotiana tabacum (common tobacco)
Lineage: Eukaryota; Viridiplantae; Streptophyta; Magnoliopsida; Solanales; Solanaceae
Product: G-box-binding factor 1
Biological process (GO): regulation of DNA-templated transcription
Cellular component (GO): nucleus
Molecular function (GO): DNA-binding transcription factor activity; sequence-specific DNA binding
Source: RefSeq, a predicted model, not a curated record
AGGAAAAUAGUUAAGACAAAAACUGACUUCCUUGUUCCUGUUUCCCCCCUGUAUGAAACUGCAACUACUUUCUUCUUCUUCUUCUUCUUCUUUUUGUCACAGUGUUCUGUUCAGACCCAAGAACCAAGAUUAUUAGGACAACCUUAACCCUACUAAAGUUUCUUUAAUCUCCUGAGGGAGCACUUGUUUACCAACAAGCAGAAGAAGAAAACGUGAAACCAAAAAAGUAAAGUUAAAAAAUCAAAACUUUAGCCGACUUGGAACCUCCUUGUUCCACCUCACAUCCCCCUCUUCCAAUACGGCCCAGUGAUCUCUAUGCUUAUCAGAAAAGCAACAAAUUGUAUACUUGUUCCUAUGACAGUGACCGCAUAAUCUCUAUAGGUGGAAAAUGCGUUUAUUCGAGUACACCAUUUCUGAACUAUUCACGUGGAUACCCGAGUAUACAAUCAAUUGACCCAAUGGGAGCUGGGGAAGAGAGCACCCCUACAAAGCCUUCAAAACCGGCUUCAACUCAGGAGACACAAACUACACCCUCAUAUCCUGAUUGGUCAAGCUCUAUGCAGGCUUAUUAUAGCGCUGGAGCUACUCCUCCCUUCUUUGCCUCACCUGUUGCUUCUCCUGCUCCCCACCCAUACUUAUGGGGAGGCCAGCAUCCUCUUAUGCCUCCUUAUGGGACUCCAGUCCCAUAUCCAGCUUUAUAUCCUCCUGCCGGAGUUUAUGCUCAUCCUAACAUGGCCGCGGUAAUCAAGCUUCAGACUCCAAACACAGUGCAGGCAAACCUUGAAUCAAACGGGAAGGAUCCUGAAGGAAAGGAUCGGAGUACAAACAAAAAGUUAAAGGCCAGUUCUGGUGGCAAGGCGGGCGACGGCGGGAAAGUUGCUUCAGGUUCUGGAAAUGAUGGUGCCACACAAAGUGAUGACAGCAGAAGUGAAGGUACAUCAGAUACAAAUGAUGAAAAUGAUAACCACGAAUUUGCUGCAAGCAAGAAGGGAAGCUUUGAUCAAAUGCUUGCCGAUGGAGCCAGUGCGCAGAAUAAUCCCACAACAGCGAAUUACCAGACCUCUAUGCAUGCAAAUCCUGUCACUGUGCAUGCAACUAACCUAAAUAUUGGAAUGGAUGUGUGGAAUGCAUCAUCUGCCGGUCCUGGAGCGAUCAUAAUACAGCCAAAUGUGAAUGGUCCAGUUAUAGGACAUGAAGGAAGGAUGAAUGAUCAAUGGGUUCAGGACGAACGUGAACUUAAAAGACAAAAGAGAAAGCAAUCUAAUAGGGAGUCAGCUAGGAGGUCAAGGCUACGCAAGCAGGCUGAGUGUGAAGAGCUGCAGCGUAGGGUAGAAGCUUUGAGCAGCGAGAAUCAUUCACUCAAAGAUGAGCUCCAACGGCUCUCUGAGGAAUGUGAGAAGCUUACCUCAGAGAAUAGUUUGAUAAAGGAAGAGUUAACGCGUUUAUGUGGGCCAGAUGCUGUGUCUAAGCUAGAGAGCAACGGCAAUGCCACUCAUGAGGAAGCUAGUUAAGGAAAAGCCAGACACUGAGUAGUAGGUGAUUUAAGUGCUCACAAAUAUUUCAGGAGCCAAAAGAAUUCAUUGCUUCUAGGUGCAGAAAUGUUUGUUGUCCUACUAACCUAUACCUUUAACCCUUUUUGAGUGUGACUAAAACAUUUAUUUUCUAAUUGUAACCCCAGUGUUCUGUGCUCUUGUUAAAUUACCUGGAAGAAGUCAGUGCACCAUUGAGUACUGUUUCAUUUUCAUUGGAUA